CGUUACCAGACACCCGCUGUAUUCUGUUAUCCCCGAUAAUUUACGCCAAAGUUAGGUAGGAUAUUAUUGCUUGGUCAUGGAAUUGAAUUGUGCCUCUCGCUGGUCGUGCUUCUCCUCCCCAAGACCAAGUUCACUUCUUCUCUCACUUCUGAUUGAUGCCGUGACACAAAGUCGCACAAUGGUCACUCGGUGUCUAAGGUCGUGUUUGCAUGUCUUAAACGUUCCCCCUUUUGCUGGUCCUGCUUUACCGUCGUUGCAUCCCCUUUGAGUUUUUCUCCCUCUCUGCCUUUCGACCUCGCUGCCGCCGUCCUCUCGUUUACCUCCACUUGAAAAUUAUUCUACCGAGCCGGCUCCCACUACGGCCCGGCACCUCUCGAGUUGUCUAGCUGAGGAGAGAACAUCCACAGUCAAUGUACCACUAGUCUCAAUCUCGACAUAUUAAGGUCACACAGCUAUUAUGCUGCUCCUCUACGUCGUUCCCCCUUUGUUGCUCUUCCUUCUCCUGAGCAACUGUUACUCGUUGCUGAAGAAUAUUCGCGUUGCUCAGGCUACAGGAAUCCGUUGUGUUGUUGUCCCUUGGUUCAAUUACAACUCCCUCAUCUCAUUGCUACUUGGCAGAACUGUCCUACGCUUUCUCAACAGUGUUCUACCUCCCUCAGCUGUGGACUCCUGGCGACAAUUGGUCACUGCAACUUGGCCACUGCGACUCAGACAUGCGCCAUUCACAAGACUAGGAACCGAUACUUUCCUGACCGUCUCUCCAGGCGGGAUCAUACUCAAUACAGCAGAUGCCGAUCUCAUUGCUCAGAUUACCUCCAGAGGAACAGACUUUCCAAAGCCAACACACAUCUACCGUCCCAUCAGCAUCUAUGGCCAGAACAUUGUUUCUUCAGAAGGGGCAACAUGGAGAUACCAUCGAAAGUUGACCAGCCCAGCUUUCUCGGAAAAGAACAACCAAUUGGUUUGGAAGGAGACCUUGGAUCUGAGUCAGGCAAUGGUUUCAUCAUGGUGCGGUGCGGGCACCUCGAGAACGACAACUCAAGUAGCACCGGACACCAUGCGAUUGUCCCUCGAAAUUAUCGGUCGGGCAGGCCUGGGUCAGCAGAUGGACUGGGACGAUGGUAACGAUUCUCAGGCUCUACCAAUGGGUCACACCAUGAGCUUCUCGUCAUCGUUUCAAUUCAUUGCCCACAACAUCCUCGCGCUUGUCACCGUCAUGGCCCUCCCUUCUUGGUUCGCUAGAAUGCUACCAAUGAAAUUUGUACAGGACGCUUUUCAAGCUUACGACAAUUGGGGUAAAUACAUGGAGGAGAUGAUUGAGUCUAAGAAGCGAGGUAUUCGAGACUCAACGCAACGUUCAGCAGGAGAUCUCAUUGGGCAACUUCUACAGUCAGACACAGAGAAGAAGACGACACCAUUGACUGACAGCGAGAUCAUGGGUAACCUCUUUGUCUUCAUUGUUGCUGGUCACGAAACUUCGGCAAGCAGCCUGCACAUGGCAAUCACGCUUCUCGCUUUACAUCCAUCCGCACAAAAGGAACUGCAGAAAGACUUGGCUCAGAUUCUGAAUGGAAGACCACCCUCAAAGUGGGACUAUGAGAAGGAUUUCCCUCGGCUGCUGAACUCAAUGCUGGGAGCUGUUUGGAAUGAAGAGCUACGAUUGAUAUCUCCAAUCCUUACAGUUCCUAAGAUGGUGUGUGCUCGGCCUCAGAGAAUUAUCGUUGAAGGAAGACAAACGGAUUUACCUGCCAACAUGAUGAUCCGGCUCUGUAUUCCUUCCGUCCACGUCGUAAGUUUACCCUUUGUUACCCAGGACAAACUCUAACCCAUCUCAGAACCCCAAAUUCUGGCCCUCAGGACCGCCAAGCAACCCCUCAUCUCCCAUCUUCCCACUCGACAACUUAGACAACGACCUCGAAGAAUUCAAGCCUUCACGCUGGCUCCUCAAAUCCUCUUCUCCAUCAAACUCUACCCAUCUCAAUCAACACACCAUCGACGAAGGCUACGUCUCCAAACCUGGCACCCCCAUCAGCGAACUACCAUCCUCCAGCACGCCCCUGGCAAGCAAACUCUUCACCCCGCCAAAAGGCGCAUUCAUACCCUUCAGCGAAGGCCAACGCGCCUGUCUCGGCCGUCGCUUCGCCCAAAUUGAGAUCAUCACUGCGCUUGCAGUGAUCUUCAGUCAGUAUUCCGUUGAGCUAGCUGUCGAUGCAUGGGCUAGUGAUGAGGAGGUCAAGGGGAUGAGUCGGGGGGAGAAGAAGGGUGUUUGGGAGAAGGCGGCGGAGAAAGCCAGAGAGAGCUGGCAGGGGAAGUUGAAGUGUACUAUUACUGUGCAGCUUUCUGAGGAGGGAAGAGUGCCGUUGAGAUUUGUGAAGAAAGGGGACGAGAGAUUCUUUGAUGUGGGUGCUUGAUCUGGUGCUUUCAUGGCAAGGCCCCCAUCACCGCUCUUCACAUCAUCCAAACUUUCUUUUGUCUUGUUUUUUUUCCUUUUGCUCAUCUGCAUUCUUGGAGUUGCAUGCAAAGGGGUCAUCAAAUUUGGCCAAUGGGUGUCACAAAAGAAAGGGACAGAUCAAUUGAUGGAACGAUAAUUUGGUGGGCAUAAAUUGGAUGACGGGUUUAGAAACCAGGAAAGAAACGAGAUCAAAAAGAAAUUUGGUGUUUCAAUCUGCUGUCUGCUACGGUAUAUGAUCACCAUGCUGGAUGUGGUGGUUCUUGUCGCAUUGGUGGGAGCCAGGCAUAAAUAGGUUUUAGUGCUGGGAAUAAUGAAUGCUCUUCUCCUCGC
Molecule: messenger RNA, 2782 nt
Organism: Cadophora gregata
Lineage: Eukaryota; Fungi; Ascomycota; Leotiomycetes; Helotiales; Ploettnerulaceae
Exons: 2
Coding region: 458-1825 (455 amino acids)
Molecular function (GO): monooxygenase activity; heme binding; oxidoreductase activity, acting on paired donors, with incorporation or reduction of molecular oxygen
Source: RefSeq, a predicted model, not a curated record